CAGUCAGUGGCGGGUCCGGGGCACUGGUGUUCUGCUUCUGCCCGCUGAGCUGCUGCCUAGGGAAGAGGAAGCCAUGGCGCUCCGGGUCACCAGGAACACGAAAAUUAAUGCUGAAAAUAAGGUCAAGGUCAGCAUGGCAGGCGCAAAGCGUGUGCCUGUGGCCACUGCUGCAGCCUCCAAACCCGGACUGAGACCAAGAACCGCUCUCGGAGACAUUGGAAACAAAAACAGCGAACAGCUACAGGCCAGAGUGUCUCUGAAAAAGGAAGUAAAAACUUCAAUAGCUGGCAAAAUUAUGGCUAAAAAGCUACCAAAACCUGUGGAAAAGGCCCCUGUGUGUGUGCCUGAACCAGAGCCGGAACCUGAUUCUGAAUCUGAACCUGAAUCUGUUAAGGAAGAAAAACUUUCUCCUGAACCUAUUUUGGAAGAGCAAUCAGUCAGACCAAAAUACCUUCUGGGGCGGGAAGUCACUGGAAACAUGAGAGCCAUCCUAAUUGACUGGCUAGUACAGGUUCAAAUGAAAUUCAGGUUGUUACAGGAGACCAUGUACAUGACUGUUUCCAUUAUUGAUCGGUUCAUGCAGAAUAAUUGUGUGCCCAAGAAGAUGCUGCAGCUUGUUGGUGUCACUGCCAUGUUUAUUGCAAGCAAAUAUGAAGAAAUGUACCCUCCAGAAAUUGGUGACUUUGCUUUUGUGACUAAUAAUACUUACACUAAGCACCAAAUCAGACAGAUGGAAAUGAAGAUUUUAAGAGUUUUAAACUUUGGUCUGGGACGCCCUCUACCCCUGCACUUUCUUCGUAGAGCAUCUAAAAUUGGCGAGGUUGACGUUGAGCAGCACACUUUAGCCAAGUACCUGAUGGAACUAACUAUGUUGGACUAUGAUAUGGUACACUUUCCUCCUUCGCAAAUUGCAGCGGGAGCUUUUUGCUUAGCACUAAAAAUUCUUGAUAAUGGCGAAUGGACACCAACUCUGCAGCAUUACCUGUUGUACACUGAGGAAUCCCUUCUUCCUGUUAUGCAGCACCUGGCUAAGAAUGUAGUCAUGGUGAAUAGUGGGCUUACGAAGCACAUGACUAUCAAGAACAAGUAUGCUACAUCGAAGCAUGCUAAGAUCAGCAUUCUGCCACAGCUGAAUUCUGCACUAGUUCAAGAUUUGGCUAAGGCUGUGGCAAAGAACUUGUUCCGAGUGAUGCAGAUCUGUUUUUCCCAGCCGAGAGCAGAGGCGCCUCAGAGCAGAAGCCACCGCAACCGGAGACGGGGGCGGAAAGGCGUGGCCCUGGAGCGGAAAGGCGUGGCCCUGGAGCGGAAGAGGAGUGGCCCUGGGGCGGAAGGGGCGGGCGUGGAGGGCUCCUUCCGGGAGUUGAUUUCGUGGCGGGAAAAGUGA
Castor canadensis (American beaver) is the source of this 1384-nucleotide messenger RNA. The record is from RefSeq and is a predicted model, not a curated record. Lineage: Eukaryota; Metazoa; Chordata; Mammalia; Rodentia; Castoridae.